Messenger RNA from Panicum virgatum (switchgrass), 1734 nucleotides. RefSeq names its product translation initiation factor IF-2-like. The transcript has a single exon. The coding region runs from base 354 to 1451 and encodes 365 amino acids. The record is from RefSeq and is a predicted model, not a curated record. NCBI's taxonomy places the organism in Eukaryota, Viridiplantae, Streptophyta, Magnoliopsida, Poales, Poaceae.
CCAUUUACACGUUCCCACCCUUAAACCACGCCUGCCUGCCGCUGCCCUCCGCAUCCGCUUGUGCGCCCGUGCCGCUGCCGCGGACCGGCUCCAUUCCCGAUCUCCCUGCCUGCUCCCCCUCCGUCCUCCUGCUCGUCGUCUCCACGCUCGCGGAAGCAGAUCGGGGUGAGGAGGAGGAGCUGAGCGCCUGAGCUCCGGCGAAGGAUCGUUCCGCCUGCUGCUCAGGAAGAGCUAGCUAGCUAGCGCGGCGGUGAUGUGGAGUGUCCUCGCCGCGUAGCCAAGAUCCGUCGUCCCAGCAGCGCGGACCUUGGCGGGGACUCGAGGACGGCUGGGGAGGGCGAGCGGGUUCGAGAAUGGAGGAGAAAGCGGCUGACGCGACGGCGGCGGCGGUAGUGGCGGCUGCUGCGGCGGCGGACCAGGACGCCGCGGUGCACUGCAGCGAGCACCCCUACCCUCCCGGCGCGACGGCGGCCGCCGGGGCGGGCGCCGGCGGCAUCUGCGCCUUCUGCCUGCAGGAGAAGCUCGGCAUGCUGGUGUCCUCGUCCAAGUCCAGCCCCUUCCACCCGCCGCCGGCCUCCGCGUCGGCGUCCUCCACGCCGCCGCCGUCCAACCGCGCCUCCUCGGAGGCGCCGCUGCCGCUCUACCCUCCGGCGGCGGCCUCGCGCAAGGUGAUGCCCGCGCAGGGCGCGGGCGCCGGGCUCAAGCGGAGCAAGUCCGUCGCGCCGCGCCCGGAGGAGCCGCUGCCGCCCCCCGCCCCGUCCGUGAUCACCGCGGACAGCCCGCGCAAGAAGAGCUUCUGGUCCUUCCUCCACCUGUCCUCGUCGUCCGGGAGCCACAGGAGCGCGUCCUCGGCCGCGGCCCCCGGCAACAGCGGCGCGGUGGCGAGGAGGAACUCCGUGUCCGUGGCGUCGGCGUCGGCGGCGGCGCUCGGGGGCCGGCUGGAGGCGAUCGCGGAGCCCGAGAGCCCGGGCCGCCGGAGCGAGGGGUCCUCGUCGUCGUCGUUCGGGCGGAAGGUGGCGCGGUCGCGCUCCGUGGGGUGCGGCAGCCGCAGCUUCUCGGGGGACUUCCUGGAGCGCCUCUCCACCGGCUUCGGCGACUGCGCGCUCCGGCGCGUGGAGUCCCACCGCGAGCCCAAGCCCAAGGGCGCCGGCGCGCUGGGCCACCUGGGCGGUGCGCACGGCGACGACGAGCGAGACCAGCACCACCGCAUCAAGUGCGCGGGCUUCUUCGGCGGCGGCCUGGGCGCCGCGCCCCCUCCUUCGUCCUCCUACUGGCUCUCCGCGCCCGACGGCGGGACCGGCGGCACCGGCAGCGGCGGCGGGAGCUCGAGGGGCAACGGAAAUCGGAGCCAUCGGAGCUGGGCGUGGGCGCUGGCGAGCCCCAUGAGAGCGCUGAGGCCGACCAGCUCCUCGUCCAGCAAGAGCAUCAUGGCCGCCCCGACAGCCGCGUAGGCGACGACGCACACCGAGCCGGAGCUUCAUCGACCGGUCGACGGCCGGUGAACCAUACUACUACUACUACUACUACAUAAGUUUCUCCAUCUUUCUCGGUGUUCUUGUGUCCAUGUCUUAAGAUUUUAAGAAGAACCUGGUCCUAGGUCGAGAUGUUACUGUGGAUCUAGCUGCCUUUACAUUUGGGACCGCCGCGUCAGUCGGCCAAGAAAACUGUGGAAUUUGUCAUCUGUUUUAAUCCCUAUUCGUGUUGGCAAUUCAUCAUCUGUUCUAUACUUCUAUA